AGCUCUGGGCUGAGGAAGCAACCAAAGCAAGGCUUGGCUGGAUGUUAAGUUUUCUGCGCACACUGGGACUAUUGGAACUAAAGAAUAUACCACUUUUACAUUAUUUUACUAUUUGAUCAUUUUUAUCAGGGAGAAUAACUGCUGGUGACCUUUUUUUGUGUUUUAGAUGAAAAUGAGAAGCUAUUCUUUUUUUCUCUUGAUCUUCGUUCACUACAUUUCUUAAGGCGAAAUGCCACAUGGUUUUGGAUUCUUCACCUGGGUUUAAGAUGACCCUUCAACAGAGAAGUACCUCCAGCUUGAGAGGAGAUGGCACUGAGGUGAAAUCUGGGCUGCAGGAGAAAGAGAAGAAAACGAAAACGGCUAUGCUGCGAAGACACUCCGCCUCCUCGGUGAUCACAAAGGCACUGAGCAAACCACGAACUCAAAACAGGAAUAAUGCCAAAAUUUUAUAUUCUGGCAGAAACAGUCUUAUUCAGAAUUUCUCAACCCAGAGCAGAAUGUUCAUCAUGGAUGAUUGCAUUCGAAUGACUAUGGGGCUACAGACCCAAGAAAGACAUCUGUUCCUCUUCACUGACACAUUAAUUAUUGCCAAAUCAAAGUCUUCAGCUAGUUUGAAGGUGAAGCAGCAGUUACAGCUUUGUGAAAUGUGGUUUGGCUCUUGUGUGCAUGAAGUUACCGGGAGGAAAUUGAGUUUUAAAAACUCCUUUGUAAUUGGCUGGCCCACCACCAACUGCGUGGUCUCCUUCAGAUCAAACAACACAAAAGAGAAGUGGCUUUCAGCUUUACAAUGGCACAUCAAUAGAUUAAAACAAGAAGAACAUCCCAAUAAAAUUGCUAUAAAAAUCAUGUUGCUCUCAGGAAACAGUCCAUCGACAACCACUGUACCUAUCAGCAAUACGGAUACUACUGAGAAAGUGAUAAGCAUCUCAACUAAGCAACUUGGAAUGCCAGGCAGAUCUGUUGACUACUGUCUCUGGGUCAUUUCUGGAAGAGAGGAAGCUCCAUAUCCACUUAUCGGUCAUGAGUACCCCUUCAGCAUAAUCACAAACUGCUUACGAGACCAUGUGGAUCAACCCCACUCAACUGACAACAUCCUAACCUAUGACGUGAUCAUAGAGCAACUGCCCAAGGAACAACAGGUCCAGUUCGUCCUUAGAUGGAGAAAAUCCAUGCAUAAUCAUGCCCAAAGCAGUGCUCCAGAAAUCUUUCAGAAACACAUUGGAAGAAAAAAGUCUCUCAUCGACUGGGCUUUGAGAAAAGGAAAUAGCAGCUGGAGCAGUGGUGAAUCUCACCUAUCAACUGCACACAGAAAGCUAUUUGGUCAUUCGUUAUCAUCCAUCUGUCACAAUGGAAACCUUCCUAAACCUAUACUGGACAUGCUAAUCCUCCUUUACCAAGAUGGCCCACAAACAAAAGGAAUUUUCAGACGUUCUGCCAAUGUGAAGACUUGCAAAGAGCUAAAGGAGCGUUUGAAUUCUGGGAAUGUGGUACAGCUGGAAGCAGAGUCGGUUUUUGUGGUCGCAUCUGUUGUCACUGAUUUUCUCCGCAAUGUGCCCGGUAGCAUUCUUUCCACAGAGUUGUAUGAAAAGUGGAUGGAAGUUCUGGACAUUGAUGGUCAUGAUGAACAGAUCAGGACAAUAAAAGGGUUGCUCAACCAGCUACCCGAAGCCAACACCCUUCUUCUACAGCAUCUCUUUUGCCUCCUUUAUCACAUACAGGAGAACUCAGAGGAGAAUCAAAUGAAUGCUUGUAAUCUAGCACUCUGCAUCGCCCCAAACAUGCUAUGGUUGCCUGUGACUGCAGAUCCUGAGCAAGAAAAUAAGUCAACAAAAAAGGUUGCCAGCCUUGUACAACUAUUGAUUGAGAAUACCAACACCAUAUUUGGCCAUGACAUUGAAUCUGUGUUCACAAAUAUACAUGGAAGUCAAGAAAAUUUGGAGGAUGCUUUAGGUGAUUAUUCCCCACAACGUUACUCUUCAGAUGAAUUUGAUUCGGAGCAGGAAAGACUGAAAGGACUUCACAGUUUUGAUACGGAUUCAUGGUUCCUGCCAUUGAAAAAUGACAUUGUGAAAGAGGAGAAGAUGUGGAGUCUUCUGGAUGAAAUUGACAUUUUCAAAUCUCAGUACUGGACAGAGGACAAUGUCUGCUGUAUGGAUCUGGAUGAUACGCCUAUUUGCUCCAAUGUCUACUCUCCAAUUGAAGGCCAGGGCAUCCAGUCAUCUCGUGGUCGAUGCUCAUCUGAACCCAGCGUUUGCCAGAGCUCACAGAACCUUCUUCACUCACACGCUACUGUCAUUCGCCAGUCAAGCUAUGAUGCAACUCUUAGGCGCGGCCAGGCAAGCUGUUCACAGUACAUGAGUAAGCUGCACCUAGAGGAGACAUCAGGACCAACUGAUGACUUAAGUCCCAGAAUGAGCAAUCAGCCCAAGCAUAUGCUUUGGAGAUCACCCCAGAUUCCAUCAAAGUUUAAGGACCAACAGCUUAGACUCACCUUACCCAAUAUGUCAAGUUUCUCCAGCCUGUCUUCCACAGCCACCUCACCAUCAGCAUCUUCUUUGAGCUCUUUAGAUAGUGCCUUCUCAUAUUGCUCAGACACUGUUUUCACACCCAGUGAUGUCUCCUCCCUAGAUUUUAUGUUUGGGACAAGUGCAAGGUGGCAACCACUAACACCUGAACCUCCUAAAAAGUUCCCCAUGGACUGGACAUUGAAAAGGCCAGUGGCCAGAGACCAUACCUUGUCAUUUGACUGGUCUACCAAGUGCGAUGAGCAGGAUGAAGAGAAAAAACCCUCUGGAAAGGAAACUAACAACACAAUUCAUAUUAAAAAUGUGAAGGCAAGUCAAAGUGAAUCUCAAUCUGUAAAUAACAGUCUGAAAGCUAACAGAGAUGAGACUGGCCAGGAUCUCAACUAUGAAACUAAUGGAGGUGAUGUGGACUCCAGAUAUUUACAGAUAACACAGCUACAGGUGCCUGAGAUUUCUACAAAAAUGUAUAUGAAUGAAGAACCUGGAGCUUCUCAAGAAGGUUUAAAGGUGCAGGGCCAAGAAACAUGCAUGAAACACAUUCAGUCCAUGAAGCCUGAAAAUCUUAAUGUGGAUAACAUGAAGCGGACGAAAAUCACUCUCUACAUAACUUCCAACAACCUAUCAGUGAAAAAUCAAACUUCUCAAGCAGUUGAAGAAAACAGAUUUUCAGCGAAAUUGUCUAAUGCCACUACAGACACUCCAGACUUAAAAGGAACGGUAAGUCAGACUGUCGAGGACCAGAAAUCCCAGACUGUGUUGUAUGUCCAACAACCUCCUUUAAUUCUACACUCUGUUUCAACCAAGCAGCCUGAGAAACCGAACACCACAAAUAGCACGUUGCCAGGAACCUCAUCUGAGAGCUGUACUUCCAUGUCAGGUCCGUCUAAAAGCUUCACUAAGGCUAGCCAAACAAUAAAGCACACAAUUAGAAUAAGGCUUCCAGCAGCAGUAAAAAGCACCGUCAAGGAGUACUUCAGUCUCACUGACAAUAAGAACUGCCAGUCAGAUGUUAAAGGGCCAGAAAAGGAACUGCAUAAAAGUAAAUUGGAAUGUCAAAGUAAAAGUCUUUUGGAUGCAGCUGAUGAAGAUGUUUUAAAAUUGAACAAUGGAGAAGACUUUUAGUGUAAUACAUUUCUAACAACAACAUUGAUUGGUAGUAUCAAAUUAGUUUUAUGACAAUUAAUUAUCUUGAAUAAACUGCACUUUGUGAAUAUAAUAUUGUGGAAAAAUAGGUACUAUAUAUGGGUAGCACAGUGGUAUGACUUUUUAAUUAUUUUCUUGGCAUUUGCUUUUGGUCCUAGCCAUGUGCAGAGUUGUGGAGUUGCUCAUUUUAAAACUCAUCACUAUGAGGCUCUGGAAAAAAUUAAGAGACCACAGCAAAAUUUUCAGUUUCUCUCAUUUAUCAAUUUAUGGGUCUGCACCUGUGUAAAAUAUACAUUUUUGUGAACUCCAACUCUGGCUCUUUCCUACAUUGCACUGAUGAAGGGCUCCUUCCUUGCUUUAUAGGUCUUCCUGUUUCUAGGAACCUAAUACAAACUUAUCCUAGCAGUGCACUUCACAUCACUUAAUGUUUCCCAUUCCUUUCAAAGGUCACCUGAUGUCAUCCUCUGAUUAAUGAGAAACUGUCGGAUAAGUUGAUG
Messenger RNA from Paramormyrops kingsleyae, 4165 nucleotides. It is a transcript of the gene arhgap20b, whose product is annotated as Rho GTPase activating protein 20b. Gene Ontology annotation, molecular function: GTPase activator activity. The record is from RefSeq and is a predicted model, not a curated record. NCBI's taxonomy places the organism in Eukaryota, Metazoa, Chordata, Actinopteri, Osteoglossiformes, Mormyridae. Gene Ontology annotation, biological process: regulation of Rho protein signal transduction; signal transduction.